UGAGACAGCUUGCAACUAAACCCUCGAGACAAGCGCUUAUCUUAUCCAUUGGCUCAAUCAGAGCAAUCGCUCGUAAAAAAUUGUUGAAAAAUAGUUUUUCUUUAAAGUUUAUUUGGAGUAAAAAUUUUCCGAAAAAUCAACUGCCAGUUUGUUUCAAUCCCCGCAAAAAGAGUUAAUUAAUAUGGAGCAGAGCAGCAAAAACCAAGACUGUUAUUUCUAUUAUUACUCCACGUGCACUAAAGGUGAUAGUUGCCAUUUUAGACAUGAGCCAUCAGCAUUGGGAAUCGAAGUUAUGUGUACAUAUUGGCAGCAAGGCAAUUGCAUGAAUGAACAUUGCAACUUUCGACACAUGGAGCUUAAAAAAAAUCGUAAGUCAAUUCCGUGCUACUGGGAAAGCCAACGCGGCGGGUGCAAGAAGCCUCACUGCCCAUUUCUGCACACCCUUGACCGACCAGCUCCCAGUGAAGCGACUAUCAACCCUAGUAAGACUCCUGGACCAAAACCGGUCACUCAAGAAUGGUCUAAUCGUCCAGCAGAUGGCGAAAAAUUUGCAGAAGCCAGUGGCGAGAGUAGCGUAGGCCACGGGAGUAGCGAAUCAAGCAGUUUUAUCAGCGGGUCAGUGGUGGACCCCAUAAUAGUCCGGUUUAACGAAGAGACUGAUAAUGAAGGAAAUACCCCGUCGCCGCAGAAAUCAGCACAAGCGCCAUCUCCACGGCCGCCUUUGAACUUCCGUCGGCAGAAAACCUACGAGGAAGAAAGGAUUGAUGAGAUUGUUGAAGAAACAGCUGCGUAUUAUUCUUACCCAGUUUAUAAGCCAAUGGGAGAAGAGUAUGUGCCAUCUAGAAUUGUUCCCAAGAAGCUAAACACGGAAGAGAAGUGCAUGGACUUUGAAGUUCUGACUUUAGAAGAGAUAAAACGCCGUAAAAAGGCUAUUUUUGAGACUAACAGCUCAGAUUACGACUCAUUAGAUAAUCAAGUGACUUUAUCAGUCAUCGGUAAUGAAGAUUUAACACCAUCUGAUGGUAUAUUACCGACGGAAUCGAGAAAAAGGAAGAUUUUCGAAGAUCAACCUUCCAAGCCUAUUAAAUUAAAGCGCUCUAGCGCCAAAAAUUCUACUGUCGGUACAGAAGAUCAGACAGUCGGUAAAGAAGAUCAUAAACCAGGCGAUGCUGCAAAGGACAUCCAAUUGAGGCUGUGUGACAGCACUUCUGAUGGAAAAGAAGAAAACGGCAAGCAGGAGGAAGUAAGCUUAGAUGAUCCCCUAGAUGACGUUGGUGAUACUGCAGAGGCUGUUGAUGAUAUUAUGGACGAUAUUCAUCAGCUGCUUGGCGAGACGUGAUAUUUACUAUAUUAAACCCCUUAAUUUUCAUCAAAUACUCUCAGUAAGUGCCUCCAUUUUGUUUGUGAUUCUGCAUUUAUUUUGAGUAUUAUUUUUUGUAUUGUAUUGAAUUAAAAAGUAUUCCU
Molecule: messenger RNA, 1464 nt
Organism: Cotesia glomerata
Lineage: Eukaryota; Metazoa; Arthropoda; Insecta; Hymenoptera; Braconidae
Product: zinc finger CCCH domain-containing protein 11A-like
Exons: 6
Coding region: 182-1339 (385 amino acids)
Molecular function (GO): metal ion binding
Source: RefSeq, a predicted model, not a curated record